AUGUCGCCACCAACUUCAUUCAAGCUUAACACUGGGGCGGAGAUUCCCGCCGUUGGUCUUGGAACAUGGAGAUCAGAGCCUGGUGAGGUGCGCCAGGCAGUUGCGUACGCCUUGAAGGAUGGCUACCGCCACAUCGAUGCGGCUCUAAUCUACGGUAACGAGAACGAGGUCGGACAGGGGAUUAAAGAUAGUGGCGUGCCGCGUGAAGAUAUCUUCAUUACUAGCAAAUUGUGGAACACAGAUCAUCCCAAUGCCAAGGAGGGGCUUCAGAAGACACUCGAUGCUCUCGGCACUGAUUAUCUUGAUCUCUACCUCAUCCACUGGCCUGUCCGUCUUGUACCUAAUGAGUCUAGCAAACUUCUUCCCGUAAAUCCUGACGGAACCCGGUCUGUGGAUAGAUCCUGGCAACAGAGCGAGACCUGGCGACAGAUGGAAGAGAUUUACUCUUCCGGCAAGGUUAAGGCGAUCGGCGUUGCUAACUGGUCGAUUGCCUACCUGGAAGAGCUCCGCAAGACAUGGAGAGUCGUACCCGCAGUCAAUCAAGUUGAAUUGCACCCCUACCUACCCCAGCAUGAACUGAGGGAGUACUGCGAUAAGCACGGCAUCUUGUUGGAGGCGUACUCGCCGCUCGGUUCGACCGGUGCGCCCAUCAUGUCUGAUUCCGAGAUCCAGCAAAUCGCGGAUAAGCAUAAUGUCUCAGCUGCUACUGUUCUUAUCAGCUACCAUGCCUGCAAGGGCGUUGUUGCGCUCCCCAAGUCGGUCAGCGAGAAGCGGAUUACAAGCAACAGGCAAGUAGUUGUGCUUUUGGAGGAUGAAUUAAAGCUGUUGGACGGCCUUGCUGCCAACGGAAGAGCGAAGCGUAUUAAUACGCCUGUAUGGGGAUUCGAUCUCGGCUUUGCCGACUGGUACGGUCCUGUCUCAAACAAAUAG
This is a messenger RNA of Fusarium sp. VM40, 930 nucleotides long. The record is from the annotation of a GenBank genome assembly. Lineage: Eukaryota; Fungi; Ascomycota; Sordariomycetes; Hypocreales; Nectriaceae.